Rubroshorea leprosula is the source of this 2237-nucleotide messenger RNA. NCBI's taxonomy places the organism in Eukaryota, Viridiplantae, Streptophyta, Magnoliopsida, Malvales, Dipterocarpaceae. The record is from the annotation of a GenBank genome assembly.
ACCGUGCUUUUGGAUUUUCUACAUCCUCGUUUUCCUCUCUUCCGCAUUCUAAAGAUUGUCAGGGAAGGAAGCGAAGCGAAGCUGCUCUCAAUUCUCUGCAGUAACCCUAAUUCCCUCCGAAUUUUUUAUCGGAAGGAGAAGUUUCGCCGUCUCCGAUCAAAGAUUUUGAGUCUUCGCCUCAGAUCGGUUUUACCGCACUUCCAGAAUAGUUGGGUGUGUGUUCCUCUUUGGAAGUCAUCACCCUUGAGUUUCAGUCAGGUUUUUUGUCCAAUCAUGUCAGCUAACACUGUGACAAGUAUUUGUAAUGGCAAUGGAAAUGCACAGCCCGUUCCUCAAUGUACUUACCAAAUUGUUGUGGCUGCAACUAGAGAUCUAGGUAUUGGCAAGGACGGGAAAUUACCUUGGAAAUUACCUUCUGAUCUCCAUUUUUUCAAGGAGAUCACUUUGACAACAUCAGACUCUGGGAAAAAGAAUGCAGUCAUAAUGGGGAGGAAAACAUGGGAAAGUAUACCCCAUGAGCAUCGACCUCUGCCCAGUCGUCUUAAUGUUGUCCUGACUCGCUCUGGAAGUUUUGAUAUUGCUACAGCUGAGAAUGUUGUAAUAUGUGGAAGCAUGACUUCUGCUUUGCAACUGCUUGCUGCAUCUCCUUAUUGUCUAUCAAUUGAGAAAGUUUUUGUCAUAGGGGGUGGACAGAUAUUUAGGGAAGCUCUCAAUGCACCUGAAUGUGAUGCUAUCCACUUUACAGAAAUUGAGACAAGUAUAGAGUGUGACACUUUUAUGCAUGCAAUUGAUUCCUCUGUAUUCCAGCCAUGGUACUCAUCUUUUCCUGUGGUAGAAAACAAUAUUCGGUUUUGCUUCACAACUUAUGUUCGUGUUCGGAAUUCUGUGGUUGAAUCCAUCAAUGAGAAUGAUGAUCAGAUCUUUGAUAAGAGACCAGAUACUGACAAGUUUGAGGUGAAGAAGUUCUCUUUCCUGCCCAAAAUGGUUUUUCAGAGACAUGAGGAGUAUUUGUAUCUUAGAAUGGUUGAAGACAUCAUUGACAAUGGCACUCUGAAGGAUGACAGGACAGGGACUGGUACUUUAUCAAAGUUUGGUUGCCAGACACGGUUCAAUUUGCGAAAAACUUUUCCACUUCUCACAACAAAGAAAGUAUUUUGGCAAGGUGUUGUUGAGGAGCUUCUUUGGUUCAUCAGUGGUUCAACAAGCGCUAAGGUUCUUCAGGAAAAGGGCAUCCAUAUAUGGGAUGGUAAUGCAUCCAGAGAGUAUCUUGAUAGUAUUGGGUUGACUGAGAGGGAGGAGGGUGACCUGGGACCUGUUUAUGGGUUCCAGUGGAGACAUUUCGGGGCUAGGUAUACUGACAUGCAUGCUGACUACACUGGCCAAGGUUUUGAUCAGUUGCUAGAUGUUAUUGAUAAGAUUAAGAAUAACCCAGAUGACAGAAGGAUUAUACUCUCAGCCUGGAAUCCUUCUGAUCUAAAUUUGAUGGCACUCCCACCUUGCCACAUGUUUGCACAGUUCUACGUGGCCAAUGGAGAGUUGUCAUGUCAGAUGUAUCAGCGCUCUGCAGAUAUGGGCCUGGGUGUUCCAUUCAACAUAGCAUCCUAUGCUCUUCUGACAAAUAUGAUUGCUCAUGUUUGUGAUCUUUCUCCAGGAGACUUUAUCCAUGUUAUGGGGGAUACUCAUGUUUAUCGCACUCAUGUCAGGCCCUUGCAGGAGCAGCUUCAGAAGCUACCAAAGCCUUUUCCAAUUUUGAAGAUAAAUCCAGAGAAAAAGAAUAUAGAUUCUUUUGUGGCAUCUGAUUUCAAACUCAUAGGUUAUGAUCCUCACCAGAAAAUAGAGAUGAAAAUGGCUGUAUAGAACUCUGUAGUGUGUUCAGUAAACUUUAGAGGCUCCAGUUCAACUGAGGCAGUAUUUUUUCAGUUUGAAGGCCCAGCUACUGGCUGCUUCUGCAAUUGUAGAGUCCUAUCACAAAUUGCAAAAAUAAAAACUUGCUAGUUGAUAAUACACUCCAAGCUUUUAUGUGUAGUGAGCAAGAAUCAUUUAGUUUCACAUGGUUUUGGUGGUUCUAAGGUGAUUUAGUAAAAUACUUUUUUGGACCUCUAUAUUGAUAGGAAUGGUAUUGUAUUCUGUGCAUGACCCCCAGUUCUUUCAAUGGGGAGUCUUGCUUGCUUGGGAUUGGUUCCAAACUCAUGUUUGAAAGAUUGUCAGGUGUUUCUGAAUGAAUGUCGACCAUGACA